This is a messenger RNA of Epinephelus moara (kelp grouper), 1032 nucleotides long. RefSeq names its product pyruvate dehydrogenase E1 component subunit alpha, somatic form, mitochondrial-like. Bases 127 to 1032 code for a protein of 301 amino acids. The record is from RefSeq and is a predicted model, not a curated record. The transcript has 10 exons. Gene Ontology annotation, molecular function: oxidoreductase activity, acting on the aldehyde or oxo group of donors, disulfide as acceptor. NCBI's taxonomy places the organism in Eukaryota, Metazoa, Chordata, Actinopteri, Perciformes, Serranidae.
GCUCAUGACACACUUUGUUUUGGUCUACAGGCAGUGCACAACAGCAAACAAUUUCGCUUUUUGCCCCUCUAAAAGACUGAAAAACAUAAUGUGACGUGAGGAGCAUCAGUUGUUUUGGAAGUCAUCAUGCUGAACAUCUCCAACGUAUUAUGGACAACUGCCCAGAGAAAUAUGACGAACAGAUUAUUAGUGAUGUCAGCACCACCACAUGCUGACUUCACCACCUGGGCUACAUUUGAAAUAAAGAAAUGUGAUGUCCACAAGCUGGAUGAAGCUCCGGCCGCUCAGGUGGUUCUGACUCGUGAUGAGGGUCUGCAGUACUACAGCACCAUGCAGACUAUUAGAUGUUUAGAGCUGAAGGCUGGACAGCUGUUCAACCAGAGGAUUAUCAGAGGUGGCUGCCACUUGUACAAUGGCCAGGAAGCCUGUGCAGUUGGUAUUGAAGCAGCAAUUAACUUAACAGACCACCUGAUCACUGCAUAUCGUUCCCAUGGCUUCACUUACACCAGGGGUGGGUCCCUUAAGAAAAUUCUGGCUGAGCUUGCUGGCCGAGCAGCAGGUAUUUCAAAAGGACGAGGAGGAUCCAUGCACAUGUACACUAAAACCUUCUAUGGAGGAAAUGGUAUUGUUGGAUCACAGGUUCCCUUGGGUGCCGGUUUAGCUCUCGCUUGCAAGUAUCAGAACAAGAGCGAGCUGAGUGUUUGUGUCUAUGGUGAUGGUGCGGCCAAUCAGGGUCAGGUUUUUGAAACCUUUAAUAUGGCAGCACUUUGGAAGUUGCCCGUCAUUUUUGUCUGUGAGAACAACAGGUUUGCUAAAGGUACGCCGAUGGAGCGAGCUUCUGCAAGCACAGACUUUUACAAGAGAGGAGACUUCAUUCCUGGUCUCAGGGUGGACGGGAUGGACAUUCUUUGUGUUCGUGAGGCGACCAGGUUUGCAGCUGAUCACUGUAAAUCGGGGAAGGGCCCCAUCCUACUGGAGCUUCAGACUUAUCGUUUUGCUGGACAUUUUGAGGGUGAUGCUCACCUAAGGUAA